Molecule: messenger RNA, 762 nt
Organism: Talaromyces stipitatus ATCC 10500
Lineage: Eukaryota; Fungi; Ascomycota; Eurotiomycetes; Eurotiales; Trichocomaceae
Exons: 3
Coding region: 1-762 (253 amino acids)
Molecular function (GO): nucleic acid binding
Source: RefSeq, a predicted model, not a curated record
AUGAAAGGCACUUACCAUCCUGUCAGCGUUCGAGCCCAAGCUGUUGCUCUUAUGGCCCAUGGUAUUGAUAUCAAUGAGGUGAUGGCUGAUACUGGCAUGUCUCGUACAGCUAUUCUCUUCUGGGUUAAAAAGGCAAAGGAGCGUGGAUUUAAUCCUAACAUUAACCGACAUGUCCUUUGGAUGACUAAGGACUGUGCUGGACGUGAGAAAUCUGUUGAGUUCUUAGGUUAUGAAGCUGGACUUACUGAUGAGAUGAAAAAGAAGAGAUUAGAUUUCUAUCUUAAGCUACAGGACUGGGGCCUCGAGAAGUUGAAAGAUAUCAUUUCUACUGGAAUCGUUCUUGGGCACCGACGCGGAUCUCAAAAAGUAUGGCGUACGUUUGCAGACGUCAGUAAUCCAACUGUCAUCCGCAGGCAUUGGAAGGGUGUAACGGAGUUCAUGGUCUGGGCCUGUUUUACUUAUGAUAAGGAGGGGCCGAUAUAUAUAUGGAAAACAGAGACAGCACAGGACAAGAAGCUUGCAGAUAUAGAGAUAGCUAAGCUAAAUGAAGAGCUUGAACCGAUUAAGAAGACUGAAUGGGAGUUGAAUACUGGUCUUACGCGUGUCCAGCUGCGCAGCGGUAAAACACCUGGCCGGGUUCCUCAGUGGCGCUGGAAUAAGAAGAACAGGAAGCUCGUGCGUGAAUCUAAAGGUGGAAUCGAUUGGUGGCGGUAUCAAAAGGUAGAGCUCUUUAAGUACCUUGCUGAUUCUAUCACUUACUGA